AUGGGUUUUCAUGGCGUCCAAGUGAUUCUGAUUUUGGGGCUUUUGGCCACCUCGUGCUUGGCUCAAGCCCCGAGAACUGCACCCUCACCGGCUCCGACCUCGCCGUCAACGCCCACUCCCACCCCAUCUCCUUCACCUACACCUUCACCUUCACCUUCACCUUCUCCGUCACCAGCUCCCACCCCUGCUCCGGCCACUCCACCGCCGGCUCCUGCCCCCGCUCCGGCCACUCCCUCGCCGACCCCUUCGCCUUCUUCCGGUGCUCCCCCGUCUGAGGCACCCGGUCCCAGCGGUUCUAGUUCCCCGCCGGCUCCCGGCCCAGGAGGCGCUGCUCCUGAGUCGCCAGGCUCCGAGCCACCGUCCGCCGCUUUCUCCGUCAGCAAGGCCGCCGUUGCCGGGACUGCUCUCGCCGCGACUUUCUUCGCCUUCGUCUUGGCUUAG
Messenger RNA from Prosopis cineraria, 441 nucleotides. RefSeq names its product classical arabinogalactan protein 4-like. The transcript has a single exon. The record is from RefSeq and is a predicted model, not a curated record. NCBI's taxonomy places the organism in Eukaryota, Viridiplantae, Streptophyta, Magnoliopsida, Fabales, Fabaceae. The coding region runs from base 1 to 441 and encodes 146 amino acids.